AUGGCCGCCGCGGAAGCGAGCCAGAAUCCGACCCGCAUAGGCGGGGGCGCCAAAGUGGGUCCCAGCAGGGCAUGGGCACCACAUGCGUUGCCCAUGUCUGUCACGCACGGCUCCAACCCUUACCCACGACCGGGCAGGGCAUGGUCAAUAGAUGACUUCGAGAUCGGGAAGCCAUUGGGAAGUGGCGCAUUUGGAAAGGUGUAUGUGGCGCGUGAAAAGGUGCACAAAUACAUCGUGGCCAUAAAGGUGGUCCAUAAGAGGCAGCUGACCAAGGCCAGGAUGGAACACCAGCUGAAGCGGGAGAUUGAGAUCCAGACAAGCCUCUAUCACCCCAACAUCAUCCAGAUGUACACAUACUUUCACGACAAGGACCGGGUGUACUUGGUGAUGGAGUAUGCGGCAAAGGGUGAGAUCUACAGUGCCCUGCAGAACGAAGGCUACUUUUCGGAGAAGAAGGCGGCAAUGUACAUCGCCCAGGUGGCCAGUGCUCUUAUGUACUGUCACUCUCGAAAUGUCAUUCACCGUGACAUCAAGCCUGAGAACCUGCUGCUGCAAGUGGACGGAACGAUCAAGCUGUCGGACUUUGGGUGGUCAAUCCUCACCGCAAAGCAACGCAACACACUCUGUGGCACACUGGACUACCUUUCACCCGAGCUGCUGGGCAGCGAGGCGUACGACUUCAGGGUGGACAUCUGGAGUCUGGGCGUCCUGACAUUUGAGUUCCUGUUUGGCGAUCCGCCCUUCCAGGCCGGCAGUCGCAGUGAGACGUUCAGGAAGAUCAAACAGCUGGAGUUGGUGUUUCCAAAGUUCAGACCUAUCAGCCUGGAGGCUGAGAACCUCAUACGCAGGCUGCUCGUGGUGGAUCCCCAGAAGCGCAUAACCCUCCCAUCGGUGCUUAGUCAUCCAUGGCUUGCAAAGAACGUGCCUGUGGACGUCCUGCAGCGUGCGAGGAUCAUACCAAAGGAGCCCUUCUCACGUUGA
Molecule: messenger RNA, 981 nt
Organism: Ostreobium quekettii
Lineage: Eukaryota; Viridiplantae; Chlorophyta; Ulvophyceae; Bryopsidales; Ostreobiaceae
Source: the annotation of a GenBank genome assembly